GAGGGACGCUGCUCAGCGCGGACGUGUUCAGCGCCGGGAGUUCGUUCAGCGAGUGUAGCGUGCUGUUCAGCCACGUCGGUAUGGAGCGCUCCACGCGCGAUUGCAUCGACUCCGGAUAGAUGUAGUGCGCGUAGUACGGCCGCACGUAGAACAGGAAGCACAUCCCGGCGAGGAAGAACGCGACGCGGCUGAGGAGGAUCCUGAGGAAUAUGAACCGCUUCUUCAUCGAUCGCACGCUGACGUACUUCACCGGGGACUUGACUCCUCGCGCGCCGCCUCGACGCGCUUUCGACGGCGAGGGCGAUCUCGCCCCCGCCCUCGAUUUCGUCUCCAGCGCGUCGUCGUCCGACGCGACGGCGGGGUUCCCCCGUCGUCGCGUCGGCUUGGGCGCGUCGUCCGCGGCCGUCGCGGACGCGCGGGGCAUCGGUCCCGACGCCGACGCGACCCGUGCGCCGUGCGCGAGCGGGUGUGCGCGCGCGAAGACGCGGGCGCCCCUCGGGGCGCGCGAUGCUGAGAUCGACGUUUUCCGUGACGUGCUGUGAACAGCGCGCGCCGCGCCGGUUCGACUCCCAACGCCUUUUCGUCCAACCCCGACGCGACGUGCGCGCGACGCACAUCACGCGCGCGCGAGCGAGACGCGCGCGAGCGCCCGAGCGAGCUCGCGAGAACCUCUCGAUACCUGGACGCGCGCGAGAUGGUCGUCAUCCUCGACGAGGUCCCCGAGCGACCCGCCUCCGCGGCGUCGCGAGGGGACGUUCCCGAUCUCGGGAACGAAGAAUCUGCGGAGGCGGCGCGCGCGAAAGGCAACGCCGCGUUCAAGGAUGGGGACAUGGCGACCGCGGCGUCGAUGUACACGGACGCGCUCGCGCGCGUUCACGCGCCGAGCGAGAUGGCGGCGCAGAUCCUCGGGAACCGAUCCGCGGCGUACGUCGCGCUCGGAAGAAACAAGGACGCGAGGAACGACGCGACGCGAUGCGUCGAGUUGUCCCCGGAAGGGUCUUCGUACGCGGCCAAGGCGCGGUUCCGGCUCGGGAACGCGCAUCACGCGUGCGGCGAUCACAUGGAGGCGCAGAGCGCGUACCGCGACGCGCUCGAGCACGCGCCGAGGGACAAGGCGAUCUUGAAGAAGCUCGCGGAGGUCAGCCGCGAGUUGGGGAAAAAAAUACGAGAGGAGAACGAAGCCGCCGCCAGAGCGCCGCCGAGGCCGCCGCCGCAAAAGGCGACGAUCCAAUUGGGCAACGCGGCGCUCAAAGAAGGAAGGUUCGAGGACGCGCUCGCGAUUUACGAUGCAGCCCCGCCGCCGAGCGAGGAACGCAAGAAUCGAUACCUCACGAACCGAUCGCACGCGUUGUACGAGCUCGGGAGGUACGAUGAAGCCGUCGACGCCGCGCGCGAGUGCACGUCCCUCGAUCCCGAUUACGUCAAAGGGUGGUUUUGGCUCGGCAAGGCGCUCGAAGCCGUCGCGAUCGACUCGAAGAAUCUGGAAGCCGCGAGGCGAGCGUACAACGCGUUCGCUCAGUGUUUGCGUCGAGACCCAGAAAACGUGCACUUGAAAGAAGCCGCGGAGCGGACGAGGGAAUUCAGGGACACGUGCGAGACGCUCCUCGCCGCCGCCGCCGCCGCCGCCGCGGGGAAGACGCCGCCGCGGGACGACGCGAAGAAGGCGUGGAAGGUCGAAGUCAUCGGGGAGGAGGAGGACGCGAAGAAGAAGAAGAAGAAGAAGAAGGAGGACGCGGUGAAGAACGAAGCGAAGGACGAGACCAUCGCGGAGACCGCCGCCGCCGCCAAGGCGAAAGCGGAUGCGGACAAAGCCGUCGUCAAGGCGAAGGCGGAGGCGGACAAAGCCGCCGCCAAGGCUGAAGCGGAGGCGGAAAAAGCCGCCGCCAAGGCGAAAGCGGAGGCGGAAAAAGCCGCCGCCGCCAAGGCGAAAGCCGAGGCGGAAAAAGCCGCCGCUGAAAAGGCGAUGGCGGAGGCGGUAAAAGCCGCCGCUGAAAAGGCGGAGGCCAUCCAUAUCGCGCUUCGAAUCGCGGAGGAGAAGGCGGCCGCGGAAGCGGCCGCCGCCAAGGCGAAAGCGGAAGCGGAAGCGAACGCGAAGGAGAAAACCGCCGACCCGACGGACCCGGAACCGGAACCGGACGCGGAGACGGAGCCUGACCCGGCCAAGGCGGCGAAGAAGAAAGCCGCGUACGCGAAGAAACGCGCGGCGAAGAAACGCGCGAAGGAGGUGACCUUGUCCGGCGACGCCGCCGCCGCGGUCGCCGCCGCCGCCUCGGAGGUGGGCGGCGAGUGGGUCGUCGUGAACCCGGACUCGGAGGACGGACCGCCGCCGCCGCCGCCGAGAGUCGAGCCGAGCGCGGAGGAUCUUCUGAGGGCGCCGACGGUGGCGACGGCGUCUUUCGAAGCCCUCCGCGGUCGCGUGGACGAGGCCUCGAACGACGCGUUCGCGACGUUCCGCGCGUCCGUGCGAGCGCACGGAUGCGCGGUCGUGACGCUCCCGCCCAAGCUCGCGUCGUUCAAAGCGUUCGCCGUCGCCGCGGACGCCGCGCGCGCGUUUUUCCGUCAAGACUUGAAGAUUAAAGCGCACCACAAGCCAGUGGGCGCGUCCUCGCGUCUGGGGUUCAGGACCCCGAGAGACGCGCUCCCUCACGCGGUCGCGUGCGCCGGCGAUGGCGUGAAGACCGGCGUGAGGUUCAAACGAGACGAGAGAGAUCACGAGAGCUUCGUCAUCGGCGACGAGCACGACCGGUGGUUCGCGUGGCCCGGGGGGAACGCCAAAGAGGACGCGCCUCUGUUUGAUUUCAAAAGGAAGACCGUGGACGCGCACGUUCUGCUGCAUCGCAUCGCGGUGAGCGCGGGGGACGCGCUCAUGCGCGACGUCGUGGAGAUGGACGACGAUUUCGAGACGAAGACCGCGGAGUGCGCGACGUCGUCCUGGUACGCGCGGACGACGUUCGUGCACCGCCCGGCGCCGGCGGCGAGAGAGGCGGGGCCGGGAGACGACGCCGACGCCGACGCCGACGCCGACGCCGACGCCGUGCUCAGGGCUGCCGCCGCGAGCGUCGUGACGGCGGUUCGCGCGGAAGAAGAGCCGACGUUCGUGACGAUCAUUCCGUGGCUCGACGCCGUCGUCGCGCCAGUGAACCUCCCGAACGGCGAAGUCUUCGAGUGGCCUCCGAAAGCGGCUCGCGGCGGCGGCGGCGGCGGAGGAGACGUCGAAGACGCGUUCCUCGUCGUCUCCGGGACGAUGAUGCGCGACCUCGCGCGCGGGGUGUACCCCGCUCCGUUCGUGAGACACGAGCGCGCGGCGGAGGACGACCGCGCGGGCGUCAACGAAACAGAGCUUCGAGCAGACACCACACCGCACUCGCGCGCCAGGCACAUGCACGCGUCGCUCGCGUCCGCGCGCGUAUCGAUAGGCUCGCGCGGGCGCUCGCGCGUCUGCCGCCCCGCCGACGCCCGCGGAGCGUCGAACCCACGCCGCGCGGCGUCGUUCGCAUCCGGCAGAGCGUCGAUCGAUGUGAGGUGCCAACUCGACGUCGACGCGACGCGACGCGCCUGCUCUGUCGCCGCGGCGCUUAUUCUCGCGGUCUCGACCGCGUUCGACGCGAGCGCGUUCGUCCCGAUCAAAGGAUGCGGCGACCCGGGGUCGCCGUACGACACGGGCGUGGUCCUCGAGCAGAGCGCUGGCGGGGAGAGCGACGACGGGAGAAAACUCGCGAACUGCACGAAACUCUAUCAGCCCGCGAGGGACGCGGAGCGAAGGGCGGUCGCCGCCGCGAAGCAGGGGAAGGGCGGGGGCGCGGAUGAGACGCGCGGGGGCGAUGCGAAGUCCACGCCGGCGGCGUCCUACGACUCGUCGGCGAUAGAACCUAGCUAG
Molecule: messenger RNA, 3877 nt
Organism: Micromonas pusilla CCMP1545
Lineage: Eukaryota; Viridiplantae; Chlorophyta; Mamiellophyceae; Mamiellales; Mamiellaceae
Exons: 2
Coding region: 695-3877 (1060 amino acids)
Molecular function (GO): Hsp90 protein binding
Source: RefSeq, a predicted model, not a curated record